CGUAAGCCCCACAACUGCCUAUUCACUUACUCUUAUAUUUCUCUCUCUCUAUCUCUCUUGAUGCGCCUACCUUUCCUCGCUCCAAACCCAAGCAAAACCCCACUAUUCCAUCUCAUCUUGCUCUCUCACUCGCUCCGAUCCAACUCUAUCAACUUGCCCAGACGUUUCUCAACUCGGAGAUCGUCACUUCCUAGAAUGGCGAUCCCUCCUAAGCUAGUAUCCUCUUCCUCUUCUUCUUUCCCUACUACUGCUAGAGGAAGCAGCGAGGAAGGUCUCGCUAAUAAAUUGUGGAUCAAGUUCCGCCGAGAAUCGAUUUUCGCUAUGUACACUCCCUUCGUCGUUUGUUUGGCUGCUGGAAACCUUAAGAUUGAGACUUUUAGGCAUUGCAUCUCCCAAGAUUUUCACUUCCUCAAAGCCUUCGCCCAUGCGUAUAAAUUGGCAGAAGAGUGUGCUGAUGAUGAUGAUGCAAAGCUAGCUAUCACCAAGUUGAGGAAGGGGGUCUUAGAGGAGCUAAAGAUGCACAAUUCAUUUGUACUGGAAUGGGGUAUAGACCCUUCUAAAGAGGAGACUAUCAAUUCUGCAACUGUAAGAUACACAGAUUUCUUGUUGGCUACAGCCUCUGGGAAGGUCGAAGGAGUUGAAGGUCCUGAUAAACAUGCAACUCCUUUUGAAAGAACCAAAGUUGCAGCUUAUACUCUUGGUGCCAUGACACCUUGCAUGCGGCUUUACGCUUUUCUAGCUAAGGAGUUUCAAGCACUUGUAGAUUCAGAGGAUGGUAGUCAUCCUUACAAGAAGUGGAUUGACAAUUACUCAUCUGAGGGUAUUGAGGCAUCAGCUCUGCAAACUGAAGACUUGCUGGAUAACCUUAGUAUCCCUUUGACAAGCGAAGAGCUUGACAUCAUUGAAAAGCUUUAUCACCAAGCCAUGAAACUUGAAAUAGAGUUCUUCAAUGUGCAGCCACUUUCUCAGUCCACUGUCGUUCCUCUAACAAAAGAGCAUAAACCUGUAGAAGAUCGCCUUGUGAUAUUUUCUGAUUUUGAUUUGACAUGCACCAUUUUUUAUUCCUCUGCCAUUUUGGCAGAGAUUGCAAUUGUAAUGGCACCAAAAUCUGAUCAGGCUCAACCGGAGAAUCAAAUUGCUAGGAUGUCAUCAGCUGAGCUGAGGAAAGCUUGGGUUCUUCUCUCUGGACAGUAUACAGAAGAGUAUGAACAAUGCAUUGAAAGCAUUCUGCCCCCUGAAAAAGUGGAGUUCAACUAUGAAGUUCUGUGUAAAGCACUCGAGCAACUUUCAGACUUUGAGCGAAAGGCAAAUGCUAGAGUGGUUGAAUCUGGAGUUCUCAAGGGUCUGAAUCUUGAAGACAUAAAAAGAGCUGGUGAACGACUGAUUCUUCAAGAUGGCUGCACCAGUUUUUUUCAGAAAAUUGUGAAGAAUGAAAAUUUGAAUGCUAAUAUACAUGUGGUCUCAAAUUGUCGGUGUGCUGAUCUCAUCAGAUCUGCUUUCUCAUCAGAAAUAUUUUUUUCGCUAGAGAAGGGAGAAAUAAAGAUGGGCAGAGUUCUUGAUGCAGAUGAUGGUGGGUUUUUCGAUAGAAUGGUGGCUGCGAUCAAGUUAGUGGACGAAAGUAUUCUGACUGCUUUUAUGCAAAAAGUAAGAGCUGAAGCCAUAAUCAAGCAUGAUGACCGACUUGCUGCAUAUGUGCCCAAGAAAAGCAGGGGCCAUAGACAACGCUUAGACAUAAAACCACAUUCUCAUUCAUCUUUAUUUCUUCAUGUGAAGUCUUCUAGAAGCAUGAACGAGAACAAGAAAAGGGUUAGUGGCAAGUGAUGCUUUCGAAGUGGUAACAGUCAUGAAGAUGAACAUAGGAAAAAGAAAUUGCUGAAGAGAUCAAGGCCUGACAGAAUCAAUUUUGCAAAUUUUGGUUUGGAGACACCUACUGACAUGCCUGAGGAAUGGUGGCAUAAAAUUCAAGCAAAAGGAGGCAUUGAUGUAAAGUUGGUGAUAAUGAAACAGAUGUUUGCCAGUGAUUUGAGUACUCACCACGAUUGCUUCUCAAUCCCUUUUAAGCAGAUAAGAGAUUUCAGUUUUCUUACAGAGGAUGAGAAGAGAAAGUUAAAGGAGCCCAAGGAGAAAAUGCCAGUUACACUCAUGGAACCUUGUGGUUCAGAGUCUAAGAUGUGGCUAAGGCAAUGGAAUUUGAAAAGUAGCAGUACCUAUGUGUUGACAUCUAGUUGGAAGAAAGUCAUAGAGAGGAAUCAUAAGGGAAGUUCAAACAAAACGACAUGGUGCAGCUGUGGUCUUUUAGGCACAAUGGAGAUCUCUAGUUGGCACUGUUUAAGGUUGAGGAGCUGUAGUGGCAAUAAAGGGGAGAAUGGCGAUGGUGCACAAGUCAUAGUAAUAUGUUGGACCUGGAACUACAAUCAUAAUUUGCUAGUUUAAUUAGAGUUGGAGUGAUGUAUUCAUAGUACACAAUUAUUUCUUUUGUCUUCUUCCUUGCUAGUUAUAUUAAAUUUCUGCAACUAAACAUCUUUGAUGUAAUUGAUAUGCUACUAUAUUUCAUAGAUUCAUCACCAUGUUCAAUUAUUCCAUGGACAAA
Messenger RNA from Hevea brasiliensis (rubber tree), 2590 nucleotides. RefSeq names its product bifunctional TH2 protein, mitochondrial. The coding region runs from base 61 to 1821 and encodes 586 amino acids. NCBI's taxonomy places the organism in Eukaryota, Viridiplantae, Streptophyta, Magnoliopsida, Malpighiales, Euphorbiaceae. The transcript has 6 exons. Gene Ontology annotation, cellular component: cytosol. The record is from RefSeq and is a predicted model, not a curated record.